Botrytis byssoidea is the source of this 1278-nucleotide messenger RNA. RefSeq lists its product as uncharacterized. The transcript has a single exon. Bases 1 to 1278 code for a protein of 425 amino acids. The record is from RefSeq and is a predicted model, not a curated record. NCBI's taxonomy places the organism in Eukaryota, Fungi, Ascomycota, Leotiomycetes, Helotiales, Sclerotiniaceae.
AUGUAUCAAGACGAUAAGAGUCUAUCUGAAGGAAGUUCAAGGGAUAGUGUUCCUGAAUCUUCGAAAUCUAUGGCAGAACUCCCCAAUUCCAAACAUGGAGUUAAGAACUUCUCAAGAACAAAUACUUCCGAUACAGCUCAUUCUCCUGCGAAACCCGAUCGCAUAUCCAAACACGUAACUUUUCUUGACACAUCCAUCAACCACAUCAUUCCUAGCACUCACGAUCAAACCUCCCAGUUCCUCCCAAACGAUCUUCAGGAAUCCUCAACGAAUCAUCCCUCCAGAACUUCAGAGACAUACAACAACCCAAACGACUCAGAAGACUCACUCGAAGAAAUUCCCCCUCAUCUCACCAUCUAUACCAGCUACGCAAGUACCGGAAAACUAUUUAUUAAAAGCACAAUGGACUGGACCGGUCUCGCCAAAGCCCACCAAACCCCCGAAAUCGAAACCAUCAUUACAUUUCUCAAUCAUCACGAACACUAUCUCCAUCUGCAUCCCGAUGAACUUCUCCCAUUCCUCCACACCAACAACGAAUCAUCUCAAUCCGAGCGCGACACCUUCCAAACAUUCUUCAACGCGCUUGAAAAAUCAUUCCCGCAAUACGGUUUCGAAACUCUCCAGAGAGCAAUCGAUAUCAUCGCACUGGAGCAAGGGAGAACUGCCACAAAUGGCGCUCCGUCAUUCAUAUUGCUCUAUGCGCUUCUAGCGCAAAUCUGGCACGCGGGCGCGACGCUGAGAGAUACAUGGAUGAAAUUCCAGAAUGUGGGUUUCGCGAUGAGUUUUGGGAAUUUCUCACUCUUGAUGCGAGAAGCUGAGGUUUUUAAGCUGGGAGAUGAGUCUGAGAUGAAUAUUCUGCUUCUGACGGAGUCUUUUUGUAAGAUUGCAGAGAGGGAGAUACAGAUGCAUGAAGAAUGCGACGAGGAAGGUUCCACGCAGCUGACGGAAAUAUUCUGUACGGUACUCCCGCAUAUAUAUUUCAGCGCGUGCGGAUGGAAUCACGCGCUGGAGAUGUUUAAUGCGCAUCUGGGUGUGAAACUCAGUUUGCGCAGGUUUAAAAAAUACAUCGUGCCGGUGGUGGCGGGGAGGAUGAGAGCGCAUGAUGAGAGGCAUACGGCAAGGAUUAGGAGAGUGUUGAAAAAGGAAGCGGUGAGGACGGGGGUGGAGAUUACGCCGGGAACGUUUGGUGGUGUGUUUAAUGGGAUGACGGGGUUUGCGCUUGAGGAGGUGGUUUUGAGGGAUGUGCAGAAUUAUUUGUUGGGGGCGUGGAGGGUGUGA